AUGGCAACAAGUAGUGCAGUUGUAAAUAGUAAGAAAUGGGAGGAUGCACAAGAAAAGGCAUUUACAAAUUGGGUAAAUUCAUUGUUGAAAAAAGUUGGAAAAAGAGUGGAUAAUAUGUCGACGGAUUUCAAUGAUGGCGUUACAUUCAUACAGUUUCUAGAGUUACUGAGUAACAAAAAGUGCAAACACAAAUACAAUCCCGAGCCAAAAGACAAGAUCAACAAGAUUCAGAAUCUUCAUAUUGAAUGGAUUCCGCGAUGGUCAGGCAUUUCUGGCGAUGGCUCAGAAGCUGUCGUCCGACAACGACGGAUUGUCUGCGUUGUCCGGUCUUGA
Molecule: messenger RNA, 333 nt
Organism: Heterostelium album PN500
Lineage: Eukaryota; Evosea; Eumycetozoa; Acytosteliales; Acytosteliaceae
Exons: 3
Coding region: 1-333 (110 amino acids)
Molecular function (GO): protein binding
Source: RefSeq, a predicted model, not a curated record